GCAACUACUGCAAAGUGCGCGGGACAGGCUGCUUCAGCCCACACCACUCAGUAUCCAAGAGAAGAGCCAGAGCUCUGCAGCGAGGCGCUCUCACUCAUCACACCCAAUAAUGUGACAGUCAGACGGAAACGUUUAUCAGAUGUUUCAGCUCAUCAUCGCUUCAGUCGCGAGCGCGUCUUUCCAGGUGCCACACAGUUUCCCGUCAGUUUCCUGAGUGUUAUCCACGAGGAUACCUGCUCUGAGAUGCGGCAAUGUCCCGAGGAGUAUGCCCACGUGUGAACUGCUGCGGACUCCUGUGGACUGUUUUAGCGGUCAUUUUUGGCAUGCACCUCUGUCACGUGGACGCGUAUAGCUGUCAUGAAGUGAGGACCGCAUUUCAGCUUCGUUCUGUCGGACCAGUGCAUCGAGUCCCUGAAACACCUGGCGUAGAUGUGGAUCUACUGCUCUGCAAGCACCAGGGACUGUCCUGCUGCACCCGUAAAAUGGAGGAGAGCUACUUGAUCGCUGUCAAACGAGAGACCCUUCACAACAUUCAGUCUUACAGCUAUGAGCUUGAGCACCUCUUCUCGGGCCAUGCAGAUGCUUUUCAGGACAUGUUCCAGUACCUUCUGUCCUUCUCACAAGGUCACCUUAGUUCUCUGCUGGAGGGAAACUUCCCAUCCCUGUCCCGGCACGCACUGCCUCAUGUAAACCAGCUUUUCUCCUCUCUGUCCCAGCACUUGCGAGGGGCCAAUGUCUCUGUGGAGGCCGCAGUUCAUCAGUUUUUCAACAACCUUUUUCCACUAGUCUACUCUCAGCUGAUCAACCCAGGCAUGGAGAGGGAGGUCAUGCGAGAGAUGGACGACUGUCUGCGAAUGACCAGACAAGACGUCAACCCCUUUGGGCCUCACCCAGCUGUCAUGAUCCAGGAGCUGGUCGGAGCCCUGGGGGCUGGGAAACAUCUCGGCCUGGCCCUCACAGAAGGUCUGGAGGUCCUGAAUGCCACUGAACACAUCAGUUUGAGCAAAGAGUGUGUGAAGGCUCUGGUCAAGAUGGUGUACUGCUCCCACUGCAGAGGCCUGACCCUAAUCAAACCUUGUGACGGUCUCUGUCUCAAUGUGAUGCGCGGGUGCUUGGCCAGUGUGUCUGAGCUGGACCAGCCCUGGAGAAGAUACACCACACUAUUGGAGCAGCUCACCAACGCCAUGGCUAAACAGCACAGCAUGGAGCUGGCUCUGCUGGGGGUGAGAGGGCACGUCAAUGAGGCUCUCCUUUACGCACAGCUCCACGGCCCCAUCAUCACACCCACCGUGGACAAGGUGUGUGGCCUGUCUGCGAGAGAGCGCACUGGCAUUAAGCCUACACAGUCAGAGGUCACGACCUCCAGCAUGAACCUGUCUACUGCAGCUCCGUCUGCCUCCCAGCCGCUAUCAGAACAGUGGCUGGAAAAGUUAGCGCAUUUAAGAAGCUCGCUCCCCCUGAAACCCUCCAAGAACAAUAAACAUGAUCUGAGAACAUUGUCUAGAGAGUUCCUGAUCUACGUGCGGCGAUACAGGUCGUUCUUUGCGGCCCUGCCAGAGCUGCUGUGCGAGAGGGAGAACGUCAUCGGCGACUCAACGUGCUGGAGCGGAGAUGACGUAGUGGAAAGCUAUACAAGCAGAGUAGUUGGAAACGGUCUGCCCGCCCAGAGGCAAAAUCCGGAGGUCAAAGUUCGCUCUGCAGAUCCUGUUCUAGUGGAGGUCAAGGACAGGCUGGAUCGCUUCUGUCAGGAGACCCACGAGAGGUUCCCGAAUCUGGGUCAGAUGGAAGCCUGGGACGAGCUGGCCAGUGGAGAGGUGGAGGAGGGCAGCACAGACUGUGAUGACGAGGAUGGAUGUCAGGCAUCAGGAGAGGGGCCAGAGAGGACAUCUCAUCCCGAAGUCUUGACUGAAGGGAAAUCUUUGGGGAACCAGCCGGGCAGUGACAGGCUGCACGUCAAACCUGUCAAGCCCACGUCGGUGAUGGUGAUCGGGGGCUCGGCUACGUCUCUCCGGCCCCUUCCGUGGAGCUUCGCGCUGCUCCUCGCUGCACUUUGCUCACUGUUGACCUUACGCCGGCCGUGAAUGCUACUGUCCCAACACCCCCCCAACCACCUGGAAGGAAACUGCUUACAUCUUUACACAUAUCUUCAACUUAACGAAACGAUAAGUCAAUAAGCUGACGGAGGACAAUGUUGACAGGGACGUAAUGUCGUAUUUUGCAUAAAAACAAAGAAUGAGUAGACAUACGCGCGUACUCAUCUGCAAUGAAAAUCUGCUGCUUUCACUGUUCCAGGUAAUUGCAAUAAUCGCUUUACUCACACAUAUAAGCGCUUUAUGGUUUAAACCUGGACUACAUUCUUAAAAAGUACUCCCACUUUGCAACUGUUUAAUCCACUGGUUCGUUCUGCUGCCGUUUCUUCCCUUGUGCUAUCACCGCACAGCACUGUUCUCCAGUAACGCGGAAGAAUUCAAGUCAUUUUCUUUGGGGGGAUUAUGAGGAAUGCAUGAUGGAUUGAUAGAAGAAACCUGCGCGCCCGAAACCGGAAGAGCCAACGUGAUAAACUCUAAUGACUUUGUACCUUGGCAGGGAUUAGAAUGUAAUGAGUUCACUGGUAGAGCAUGGCACACUGGCACUGGGUGUAACUGUAUAUAGGUAGAGAGAUUUGAUGUAUGAAGAAAAUUUGCCAGUGGUUUUUUUUAUUUUAUUUGUACAAUUACUUUGAGAGUGCCUGCGGAAGCCUUCAGACGUUUCACUGUUAUCAUGAGAAAAGCAGGUAUGCACAAACGGUCACGAAAAGAAAAGCGCUCAAAUUCAAAGUGGUCGCUUUCGAAAGACGGUUUGUGCGUUCGGUUUUUGUGUUUGCUUGUUGGAAUGACACACUAAUGCAUGUAUCGCCCUGGAAAGCGAAAUUCAAAAUUGAGUGACAAAAGAGCAAAAAGUUUUUGAUCAAAUUCUGGACCAUUUUUCUUUUUCAGUCAAUUCAUUUCCCCAAACAAGGACACCUGUUAUCCAAAAUUAGCUUUUUUGGGGCUUUUAAUCGUACAUAUCUUACAUACUUACCAUUAAUCCAAAGAUUUUUUUUUUCUCUCAGAACUUUGCCUGGAUUGUUGCGUCAUAGGUUAAUUCCUGUGCAGUUUUAAAGCCCAUAAACAAUCUCUGGACUCAUCCUGCAGUCAGUUUAAGACCUUCAUUUGUUUAUUUUUUAAUGUUCAUUCAUGUUGCUGACACUAGGGGGAGCUCCAACGCUUAAAUUCCUCAUUGAAAACUGAGGCGUAGUUUAUAAAUUAUACUUUUUUUCAAAUGUAGGCAUUAUUUUACUUAUCCCAAGGUGCCAAAAAGCAAGUUUAGAUUGGAAUUAAAGCCAGAAGAACGCAUAACAGUAAGUUGAUACACAAUUAAACAAACCUCUGCCAAGGCGUUGGUCUGGGCACUGGAGUUUGACUGAAUUUUGGGUGUUAUAGUUAAGCGGUAAAUGUUAAUCAAUGCUCAUUCAUUUUCAUUCAACCAUAAAACCCUUGUAAUAUUUCUUUUUUUAUCCCCACAUAGUUUGAACAUCUCCAUCUACUCCAUUGUUGGUUGAUUCUGACUAUCCAAAAAACGCAUUACAUUUUGGAGAUUACACGUCAUACUAUUUAUUUUCUAUUUCACAAAAGUCAUCGAUGAGCUCUAGGAUUGAAUGAAUGUGAUUGUCAAAGAUGUGCAUACAAAAUAAGCUAACUAACUUAAAUGUUCCAAUCAGUGACAAUAUGGAGAAUGACCCUUAUUAAAAACUAUGCAAUGUCUUCAGCUUGGCCAAUGGAACUGUCACGUGCUCUGUUUUCUUGUAUUUGUCUGGUCCUUAACCUGCUCUACCUGCCGCACCCACCACCUGUGUAUAAAUGUACAUAUUUGAAGUCA
Molecule: messenger RNA, 3897 nt
Organism: Periophthalmus magnuspinnatus
Lineage: Eukaryota; Metazoa; Chordata; Actinopteri; Gobiiformes; Gobiidae
Product: glypican-5-like
Exons: 9
Coding region: 252-2081 (609 amino acids)
Biological process (GO): cell migration; regulation of protein localization to membrane; positive regulation of canonical Wnt signaling pathway
Cellular component (GO): plasma membrane; extracellular region; cell surface
Source: RefSeq, a predicted model, not a curated record